Molecule: messenger RNA, 1879 nt
Organism: Cucurbita pepo subsp. pepo (vegetable marrow)
Lineage: Eukaryota; Viridiplantae; Streptophyta; Magnoliopsida; Cucurbitales; Cucurbitaceae
Product: Tetratricopeptide repeat (TPR)-like superfamily protein
Biological process (GO): RNA modification
Molecular function (GO): protein binding; RNA binding
Source: RefSeq, a predicted model, not a curated record
GAUGUCCAAAUCCAUUUCCACCGCCCGCCGGCGCCAAUUUUCAUACUCUGCAACUCCGUUCUUCUUCUUCUUCUCUGUAUCGUUCCAGUAUUCUCCAUAACAUGAGCAAGAACUACCGGAACAUCGAGCGGAGAAUCCUUCGCCUCCUUUCCGGCCACAAAUCCCCAACCCAUCUCACUCAAAUCCACGCCCACUUCCUCCGUCACGACCUUCACCAAUCCAACCAAAUCCUCGCCCAUUUCAUCUCCAUUUGCGGAGCUUUCAACGAAAUUGCCUAUGCCAAUCGCGUCUUUUCCCAAUCCCAAAAUCCCAACAUUUUCCUUUUCAAUUCCAUGAUCAAAGCCCAUUCCCUUUCCGGCCCCUUCCAACAAUCCCUUCUCCUGUUUUCCUCCAUGAAGAAUCGCAGGAUUGUUCCUGACGAGUACACUUUCGCGCCGCUGCUUAAAUCGUGUUCGAAUCUUUAUGAUUAUCGGCUUGGUAAGUGUGUUAUUGGUGAAGUUUUGCGUCGUGGGUUUGAGUGGUUUGGGUCUAUUCGUAUUGGGGUAGUUGAGUUGUAUGUUUGUUGUGAGAGGAUGGAUGAUGCACAGAAGGUGUUCGAUGAAAUGCCUCAAAGGGAUGUGGUUGUUUGGAACUUGAUGAUUCGUGGGUUUUGCAAGAUGGGUAAUGUUGAUUUGGGGUUGUCUCUCUUUAGGCAAAUGAAUGAUCGUAGCCUCGUUUCUUGGAACACAACUAUUUCCUGUUUAGCUCAAAGUGGGCGUGAUGUUGAAGCUUUGAAACUCUUUCAACAAAUGGAAGAACAUGGUUUCGAACCAGAUGAGGUAACUGUGGUCACAAUGUUGCCUGUAUGCUCUCGUUUGGGAGCUCUUGAUGUUGGACAAAUGAUCCAUUCUUAUGCAACUUCCAAGGCAGAUUUAGUGAAUACAACAAUGGUAGGGAAUUCGCUUAUCGAUUUCUACUGUAAAUCUGGCAAUACAGAAAAAGCUUACAACAUUUUUCAGAAAAUGACUUGCAAAAGUGUUGUUUCAUGGAACACAAUGAUCUUAGGCUUUGCUUUGAAUGGGAAGGGAGAGCUUGCCAUUGACCUUUUCACGGAGAUGGGACGAGGGGAUGCGAAGCCGAACGACGCGACACUCGUAGCCAUCUUGACUGCUUGUGUUCAUUCAGGAUUGUUAGAGAAGGGUCGAGAGGUGUUUUCUUCAAUGGCUGAGAAGUAUGAGAUUGAGCCAAAACUUGAACAUUUUGGUUGUAUGGUUGAUCUUUUGGGACGUGGUGGAUGCGUGGAGGAGGCUCAUAGCUUGAUUAGAAGUAUGCCAAUGCAGCCAAAUGCCACUUUGUGGGGUGCUUUGCUUGGUGCUUGCAGAACUCAUGGUAACUUGAAACUUGCAGAAAUGGCAGCGAAUGAGCUCAUCAGUCUUGAACCAUCGAACUCUGGUAAUUAUGUGUUGCUAUCUAAUAUAUUGGCUGAAGAAGGACGAUGGGAAGAUGUUGAGAAUGUCCGACGCUCGAUGAGAGGAAAAAACGUCAAGAAGGCACCGGGGCGGAGUGCAAGUGGGUAAUCUCAGGGUGAAAAAUUACUCAAACGGAGACCUGCAUUAUUUAACGUAUUUCGUUGAUAUGAACCAUUCUUAGACCUGCAUCAGAAAUGUGCUCAGCAACCAUUUUUGAAUGGGUUAAAUUCAACUAUGAGUUCAUUAAAUGCAAUUUAAAGUGCAUACGUCUCUACAACAUGUAGGAAAAGCCCCAAUCUUCUAUAAUUAUAAUUAUCUUUGACGAGCUUGUCGUAGCUUGAAUACAAGUGACUUCUUGGCCCUUGUCCAUGUAAUUGAGUCUUGAUGUAUGAAAAUUCAUUAAUAGUGAAAAUGCUCUACCAUCUCUUAUA